Molecule: messenger RNA, 1101 nt
Organism: Vespula vulgaris
Lineage: Eukaryota; Metazoa; Arthropoda; Insecta; Hymenoptera; Vespidae
Product: isoaspartyl peptidase/L-asparaginase-like
Exons: 4
Coding region: 131-964 (277 amino acids)
Molecular function (GO): hydrolase activity
Source: RefSeq, a predicted model, not a curated record
AGUUGUGUUAUUUUUCCACCUUUCAAUUUUUUAUUUGUAAGAAAAAUGACAGUUUAAUUAAAUAGGUUAAAUUUUCAUUCAUAUUUGUCUCAAAUUUUAUAAAAAUACUGUUAUUACAAAAUCAAUCACUAUGUCUAUAACAAAAUAUUAUCAACAAAAUAAUAGUUUUAUGCGAAGAAAUAAUAUAAAUGAAAUAUACCAAUUUAAUAACUGGGACAAAAAUUGUAUUUGUGAAAAGAAUACAAAUUUACCAUGUAUAAUUGUACAUGGUGGUGUAGGAAAUUGUAAAGAUUUUUUGGUUAUUGAGAAAAUAACAGCUUGUCAGAAAGCAGCAUCUAAUGGAUAUAAAAAAUUAAUUAAAGGAGGAAGUUCUAUAGAAGCUGUAGAAGCAGCUUUAUGGUGGUUGGAAUGUGAUGAAUUUUUUAAUUGUGGUUAUGGAUCUGCAUUAAAUGAAAUAGGACAAGUACAAAUGGAUGCAGGUAUUAUGGACGGAGAUAAAUUUGAAUGUGGCUCAGUAGCAGCAGUUUCAGAUAUAGAACAUCCUAUAUCACUUGCUAGGAUUGCUGCUGGAACAACAACAGGUGGUUUAAAUAGAAAAUUGAUUGGAAGAGUGGGAGAUUCUCCAUUAUUGGGAUGUGGAACAUAUGCUGAUAAAAAUGUAGGAUGUUCUUUAACGGGUCAUGGAGAAUCUAUAAUAAAGCUUGGAAUGGCCCGACGUAUUGCAGAAGAUGUUAACCAAGGUUGUAAUCCAAGAGCUGCAUUACAGAAAAACUUGGAUUACAUGUUAAGUAAACUUAAGGAGAAUGGUGGUGGUAUUGUACUUAAAAGAGAUGGAUCCUGGGAUAUAUAUUUUACUUAUAAGAGAAUGCCAUAUGCUAUUAUUAAAGAUAAUAUGUUUACAUAUGGGGCAGAUUUAAAUGAACGCAAAACAGAUGUUUAUAAAGAUUUUGAUGUCAUUUGUUAAUAUGAACAUUCCUUUCUAGAAAACAAGAUGCACUUGAUAAAAAAUUAUUUAGUUUUUGUGAAUGGCAAAGGUAUAUUGAAUGUAGGAAAAAUAUUUUAGUAAAUAAACAUUUUCCAACAAAAUUGAAAUACAAUCCA